CGUGCGCUGCUUUAAAGACAAUACGGUAGCGGCGCUGUGCACUGUGGGACACAGAGUAAGAUGGAAGCGUCCACUCGCAGCAUGCUUCAAUAACAUGCAGCUUUAAGUGUCACAUCUGUCCCAGACACGAUAGUUUAUGAUUUGUUGUAAUAGAAGCGAAAGAUUGAAGUCGCACUAAAGAUCGCCGCUGGACGCUGAAACGUUGGUAACCUUGGUGACGUUCAUAACACUGCAUGUGAUGCUAACUGAAGCUAAAGCUAAGGGUCAAUGAAACGUCAGACAUGUCUGUACUGGGAGGGUUACUGAGAGCUGGAGCGUCCUUGUGUCAGUCUGCUGGGACUCUGCUGCACACAGCCAGGACCAUCUCUACCGGUACAUGCUGCCAGAUCAGGAUGCAUGCCAUCCCUCAGCUGAAGAAAGUGGACAGGUGGACUGAGAAGAGAAGCAUGUUUGGAGUUUAUGAUAACAUAGGCAUCUUAGGAGACUUCAAAGCCCAUCCCAAAGACCUCAUUGUGGCUCCCUGCUGGCUGAAGGCUUUCAAAGGCAAUGAACUGCAGCGUCUAAUUAGAAAGAAGAGGAUGGUGGGAGACAGAAUGAUGACUCUGGACAGACACAAUUUGGAGAAGAGGCUUCGCUUUCUCUACAGGCGCUUCAACCGCGUUGGCAAACACCGCUAAUAUUGCACAAGUCAUACUGGCAAAUAUGUAUGACCAGCCAAUAAGGACUGUUGGAGUCUAUUUGUGUGAUUUCAUGCUGUCAAAGUGUUGUAUAUUGCCAUUUUUCUAAGUUAUCAUACUCAUAAAGAGAAGAUGUGUGUGUUUCAGAGUAGCAUACUUCUUGUACUUCUGUUUAUUGAUUGUUUUUGGUCCCAUUAACAAAAGCCUGAAAAUACAUUAUAAAAAACGA
Messenger RNA from Larimichthys crocea (large yellow croaker), 906 nucleotides. It is a transcript of the gene mrpl51, whose product is annotated as mitochondrial ribosomal protein L51. The record is from RefSeq and is a predicted model, not a curated record. Gene Ontology annotation, biological process: translation. Gene Ontology annotation, molecular function: structural constituent of ribosome. Lineage: Eukaryota; Metazoa; Chordata; Actinopteri; Sciaenidae. The transcript is spliced from 4 exons. Bases 282 to 677 code for a protein of 131 amino acids. Gene Ontology annotation, cellular component: mitochondrial large ribosomal subunit.